GAGAAGCUUGAGAGUAAAGAGGGAAAAUUCUGACAGAAAAUGUUGAAGUUAGAGGAUUUGGCAUUGUGGGUAUUGUUAUCUGCUGCAGUUAUUUCUUCCCCAAUAUCAGUGUGCGCGAAGAAAGUAAUGGCAAGGAAAGAGGAUAUUCCAUACAUCAAAUGCCAGGUCUGUGAGAUGCUUGCUUAUCAACUCUACCAUCAAGUUCAGCGAAAGAAAGCAGCAAUCUCACCCAAGAAGAUCUCAGAGUACCAGAUCAUUGAGAUUUCAGAGAGCGUCUGUAAUCUAAAGAAGCAAGAAGCUGAUUGGAUUCUCAAAAUUGAUAUUGUAGAAGAAGGAGAUAGGUUGGCGCUUAUUGAACAAGACUCUGAAGGACAAUGUAAUUCAGAAUGCAAAACAGUUGAACGUGCUUGUCAAGAAAGGUUUAGGUUUUGUUGGUCUUGAGGUCAGUACCUUCCUGCUCUAUGGGGUUUCAGGUUAUGGACUAUUCUGAUACUGAUGUAGCAGAGUAUUUGUACAAAAACAACCCUGAACUUGAUUCUCUGUUAAAUUUUCUCUGCAAAGACCUAUCCAAAGCAUGUAGCAGGAUGCCACCGCCUGUUCCUAAGGAUAGGGCACCUGGAGAACCUUUCCUUCCCAAGCCCCCAAAAGAUGCUGAAUUGGAAAAUAUACUAAAAGCUAUGCAGAGUAUGCCUGGAGCACCCAGCGUGGAAGUGUACUCCGGGGAUGAAUUGAACCAAAACUUUGGUGAUAGUGAUGAUGAUGAUGAAAUCGACCUCUCCUUGGAUUGGGGAAAACCUGUAAAAGAGAAACAGACUAAGGAGCUGGAUUGGAAGCAGAAGAUCAGCAAAGUGAUAACGGAUACAGGCGAGACGCUGAAGAACCAUAUCGCCACGGCAUCUUACAAGUUAAGUGAUUGGUGGAGAGCAAAGAAGGAACAAAUGGAUAAGAAUCACAAGUCUAGUAGUAAAACUGAGCUGUAGUUGUGAUCUUUGUUAGCAGGGAUGGAUUUAUGAAUCUAAAUUAAUUAAUUAGAUUCAUAAUUAAUUGGACUUUCAAAAUUUUUUACCAUAUACGGAGUAUGUAAUAUUUUUAUAAAAGUUUCAUAAUUUAAUUAGAUUCGCCCCCCUUAGCUUUUAA
This is a messenger RNA of Cuscuta epithymum, 1137 nucleotides long. NCBI's taxonomy places the organism in Eukaryota, Viridiplantae, Streptophyta, Magnoliopsida, Solanales, Convolvulaceae. The record is from the annotation of a GenBank genome assembly.